AUGUCUCUUUGUGGCACAACAGCCAACGCAAAAAUGAUGGCGGCUUACAAUGGCGGUACGUCUGCAGCAGCAGCAGGUCACCACCACCACCAUCACCACCACCUUCCUCACCUCCCUCCUCCUCACCUCCAUCACCACCACCACCCUCAGCAUCACUUGCAUCCCGGCUCUGCAGCCGCGGUCCAUCCCGUACAGCAGCAUGCCUCUUCGGCAGCUGCGGCCGCAGCGGCUGCGGCCGGACCAGGGCAGCAGCAGCCAUAUUUCCCAUCACCGGCACCGGGCCAGGCCCCUGGACCAGCUGCAGCAGCCCCAGCUCAGGUACAAGCUGCAGCAGCUGCUGCAGUCAAAGCGCACCAUCAUCAGCACUCACAACAUCCACAACAGCAACUGGACAUUGAGCCGGACAGACCUAUUGGAUACGGAGCCUUUGGUGUUGUCUGGUCAGUAACAGAUCCACGCGACGGAAAGAGAGUUGCACUCAAAAAGAUGCCCAACGUCUUCCAAAAUUUGGUCUCUUGUAAAAGGGUCUUCCGGGAGUUGAAGAUGUUGUGUUUUUUUAAGCAUGACAAUGUACUCUCUGCCCUCGACAUCCUCCAGCCUCCACACAUCGACUAUUUUGAAGAAAUAUACGUUGUCACGGAGUUGAUGCAGAGCGACCUCCAUAAGAUUAUCGUCUCUCCUCAGCCACUCAGCUCGGAUCAUGUCAAAGUUUUUCUUUACCAGAUUUUGAGAGGUCUGAAAUAUCUACAUUCUGCUGGCAUUUUACAUCGAGACAUUAAACCAGGGAACCUACUUGUGAACAGCAACUGUGUUCUUAAGAUUUGUGAUUUUGGAUUGGCCAGGGUGGAAGAGUUAGAUGAAUCUCGCCACAUGACUCAGGAAGUGGUCACUCAGUAUUACCGAGCUCCAGAAAUCCUGAUGGGCAGCCGUCACUACAGCAAUGCCAUCGACAUCUGGUCUGUAGGCUGCAUCUUUGCAGAGUUACUUGGGCGAAGGAUAUUGUUUCAGGCACAGAGUCCCAUCCAACAGCUGGAUUUGAUCACAGACCUGUUGGGAACGCCGUCGCUGGAAGCAAUGCGGACGGCGUGCGAAGGCGCCAAGGCACAUAUACUCAGGGGUCCUCAUAAACAGCCAUCCCUUCCUGUCCUAUAUACGCUCUCCAGUCAGGCUACGCAUGAAGCAGUUCAUCUCCUUUGCAGAAUGUUGGUCUUUGAUCCAUCCAAAAGGAUAUCUGCUAAGGAUGCCUUAGCCCACCCGUAUCUCGACGAAGGGCGGUUGCGAUACCACACCUGUAUGUGUAAAUGUUGUUUUUCCACAUCUACUGGAAGAGUCUAUACCAGUGAUUUUGAACCCAUCACUAACCCCAAAUUCGAUGACACUUUUGAGAAGAACCUCAGUUCUGUGCGGCAGGUGAAAGAAAUAAUUCAUCAGUUCAUUUUGGAACAGCAGAAAGGAAACAGAGUGCCUCUCUGCAUCAACCCUCAGUCUGCUGCUUUUAAGAGCUUUAUUAGUUCCACGGUCGCUCAGCCCUCCGAGAUGCCGCCAUCUCCGCUGGUCUGGGAGUGAAGUGGGAGACAGAGACUACUGACGGCGCGGGGUAGCUUUCCACUGGAGUCUGGGAUUUGCAAUUCUGGAGGUUGAUCGUACUUGUACUAUAAUUUUACUAAUGAAGUUUUAAAUUAACAACCACUACUUGUACAAUACGAAUAAUAUUUAGAAAUGUACUAGACUUUUAAUCUUGUAAAGUGGUUGUGCUUUUAGAAGAAAAUAUUUUACCCAGAGUUGCACGUGUUUUAUGAAUUCUAGUGCAGCUGUGAUGGCUCAGCUCAGAACAAACAGAAUCGAACCAAAUUUGGGGAGGGUUGUUGGUUUUUUUCUUUUUUUUUUCCCUUCUUUUCUUUUUUUUUUAUUGAAGUGAGAUUGUACAAAAAGAUAGACGUGCAUUUUGAUAUCGAGCCAUUCCUGAAGAUUUGGGGUUUUCUAAAGCUAAGGAAUACAGAAACCUUGACUGCGACCAAUCAUGAAGUCCCGUCGGGUGACAGAGGCCACGGGAGUGGGGCUGUCCCCUGACGACCACAUCGUAUAAAUAGCUUCUCACUAGAGCUGUGGUGGUGACGUGUGCUGUUCUCAAACCCAAUGUUGUGAGUAGAGAGAAUGAGUUUGUGACUAGGAGAGACUAAACUUCUGUUUCCUUACCCAGUAUAAAUAUAUAUAUAUAUUUAAUCUAUUUUUAUUAGAAGUUUUUCUGCUCUUUCUUACAUAAACCCCCCAGCAUGCAUCUUCUAUGUGUGUAAAUAAUUCCAUUUAUGGGCUAAUUUCAGAGAUCCCUGACAUCAUUGCUGUAUAGAGAGAAACUAGCUUGCACAUUUUAGGUCUGUGAAAUUUUGUGAGAAUUUUUUCCUGCACUGGACAGUUGACAGAAAAAAAAAAAGAGGAGAAAAAAAAAAAGGAAAAGGAAAAAAAAAGCACAUAGGGAAUUACGUUGAUUGUGUUCGUGUCCUUAGGCGAAGCUGUGGAAGUCUUGAAAUGUCACAGUAGUAAAUAACUUUUAUUACUUUUUGGCUAAUUCUUUUUCUGUUGGAACACUGAAUUCUGUGCAUAUGUAUAUAUGAACACAAAUCGAAGGCCUCUACCUCCUGGAGUAUACAACUUGGUUUGUUUACCUCCACAUGAUUUUUUUUUUUUUAAGUUCAGUGUGGAGACUUGAAACUUGAAUGUCCCUUCCAACUUUUGUAUUUAAAACAGGACUAGAAAAUUGAAGACUGUUUUUCACCUGUACAAAGAAAUACUGAAGGGUGGUCUUAAAAUUUGAGCAUUGGUCUGGAGAAAAACCGUGGUGUUUGUUAUGGACAAUUAACUGUUAAAGUUAUUGUAAGUUAUCUGUAUUUAGCAGAGUAUUUUCAACAAGAGUGGAGCUGAGCUGAAAUUGGAGACUAUUAGUAAGUUAUGUUUGGAAGUUUUAACUUCAAUGAAGUAAUUAUUUGCUGUGAAAGAGACAAACAUUGAAUAACUGAACAAAGAUGGUGCAAUAUCUUUGUUUUUUAUGAGGCUCCUGAGAAUUAAACCAACUGAAGCAUUUCAAUCCGCUUGAGUGAGCAAGGUGUGCGCGUAACCGAGCCCCGGGAGACGCUGGUGUGAGAGGUGAAAUCUCAGAGGUUGUCAGUGAUGUGGCACCCUUGCUGGUCACUUUGUAAAAUGUAGAUUUGAAGUACAGUGGUGAAAACAUUAAAUGUGACAUUUGAAAACCAAGUGGCGUUAUCUUCAUUUCCUGCCUGAUCCGAUACCUUUGUUUAACUGUAAAUCUGGAUUGAAGACUGUCUGAAAGAAUACAAGUAAAGAGAGUUGAUUGCAUCUC
This is a messenger RNA of Mesitornis unicolor (brown roatelo), 3355 nucleotides long. RefSeq names its product nemo-like kinase (gene NLK). Lineage: Eukaryota; Metazoa; Chordata; Aves; Mesitornithiformes; Mesitornithidae. Gene Ontology annotation, biological process: intracellular signal transduction; protein phosphorylation. The record is from RefSeq and is a predicted model, not a curated record. Gene Ontology annotation, molecular function: MAP kinase activity; ATP binding. Gene Ontology annotation, cellular component: cytoplasm; nucleus.